Molecule: messenger RNA, 2980 nt
Organism: Zootermopsis nevadensis
Lineage: Eukaryota; Metazoa; Arthropoda; Insecta; Blattodea; Termopsidae
Product: TBC1 domain family member 2B
Biological process (GO): regulation of GTPase activity
Molecular function (GO): GTPase activator activity; small GTPase binding
Source: RefSeq, a predicted model, not a curated record
UUGAUCUGUUACGUAAAGAGUGGGAUACGUAGCAAAGGUCUUUCCACUAAAAUUGGGUUACACAGGAAGAAAACUCUUUCCUUCUGCGUUUCCUUUCCAAUGUAAUCAUACACAACAGUUUCGAAAAUAUUGAGUACGUUAUUGUGAGGUUUCAUUUAUUGAACAGGUUUGUUAUCGAAUAAUUCGAUUACACCCAUCACUGUGAUGCAUGAUCACAGGCGAAUCGACAUUAUGAAGUAGUAGAAGUGUGUGUAAAGGAGAUCGAAUGAUUGUAAUGCGAUCGCGGAGUAGACUGAACACAAACUUGAAAGUGAAGGAAUUGGAGUGACAAUGCUAGAACUCAGUAUCUGAUACUGACAGAUGUUAAAGAUGAAGAGUAGUACUGAAGAAUCUCAGCAAAUUCAGCCUCGACUGUGUGGCUACAUGACAGUUGGAUGGGACAGGGUCCCGGGAAAAUCUCGAUGGCUGCGUCUGUCACCCGAUAAUUGCAAGUUGUACGUGUAUAAGACUGAACAGGAUCCUGUACCAAUAAAAGAUGUGGAUAUUUCACGUGCAGUUUUCCACUACGAUGCUCAGAAAACUGACGAUGCUCAAUUUUGUAUAAGAAGCGGUGGAGAAAGCCUGCUGUUGGAUGCUGGAAAUCUCCAGAGACGCACCUACUGGUUGGAACGUUUAAGAAAGGCAAGGAAGAGUUUUGGUGGGAGGUGUUUGUAUCUCGUCCAAGAUCCUGAACUGCGGGCGUGUUUCGCCCCUAAGGGGAAUCUGAUCAUUCAGCCUCACACAGGUCUUCUGUCGCCCGCCUCUAAAAGCAAUAUUCCGCAAGUGCCUCAGACGGUUGACAACGCACCUGAAAUUCUGACUACACCUCCACCUGUUGUGUUGCGACAUCGUCCUAAUAGAGGAGAUUAUCGUGACAGAUCUUCAACCAGCAGUUGCAGCCAGGGAGUAGAGAAGUCGGCUUUCGAAAGAGGUGGUGAUGGUGCUUCAAGCCUUUCUCCGUACACUUUAUCUAGUCUUGGCAAGCGCAUCAGGCAUUCUUUCAGGGAGAAACGCCAGAGCCUAAGACAGAGCGUUGAUGCCUGCCAUAAAUCAGAUCCGUCGGCAAGAGACUGUGAUGGAUGCAAACAGUUUUCUAGUCAAAUACUGGCGUUGCAAGAAGACCUGAAGGCCACGGAAGACGAAUACAUCGCAUCUCGACAAGUGAUUGACAUCCUGCAAGCUCAAGUUGAAGUCCUUACAAGGGAAAAGGAAGGGCUAUUGGAAGCCCAUAAACGGACAUCGAAAAAUGGGGGAAACGAGAUGCUUCGAAUGCUGCAGGAGAAGGAAGUGGCUCUGGCAACUUUGGAGCGGCAGUGCCGGAAGCUCAGUACGCAGGGAGAGGAGCUGGAAGGGAAGGUCGAACAACUUAAGGAUGACACCGCGUUGUACAAAGAACUGCUUCAGGCAAAAGAUCAGGCUAUUGUGAAUCUGACAAAUCAACUUCAUGACUGCAAAACAGUUGGCGUGGGGAGAAGCACACAGGCAACUCAGACUGAUCAGACGGGGGAAAGUGUCGGUGACGCCUUUGAAGCCUACGCUUCCCAGAACAAGUUCUUGAAUGAAGAACUGCUGGAGGUGAACCAGUUAUUACAGGAGUCUGUGCGUCGGGAAGAUAAAUUGCUUGUUGAAGCCAGUGAAUGGGAGGCUCGCUUCUAUCAGACCCAAAGCAAGUACAUGCUACUUCUUAAUGAACUACAGAUACCACAAAGUAAUGAGAACAGUAUCAGGUUUCGUGAACUGAUUGCUCGGCUUAUGGGCGACUCUGUGACCGGAAGUCCUCCGUCGUUAAGAAGUUCCAACAGAACUUACAAUGUGUAUGGUUUCCAGCAGGAUGUCGUGCUGGGAAACAGGUCACCAGUCGCACAGGCGUUGAAUGCAAACCAGGUGGCCCAGUGGGAUGGGAUUGUAACUUCUUUAGACAAUUUAGAGGUACAGCAUGUCGCUGGUUUAAAGGCGUUGGUACGCAAUGGGAUUCCAUAUCAUCACAGAGGUCGGGUGUGGAAAGCAGUCUUGGAGCAUCAUCUUCGAGGAUUUCGCAAUUUCUGUGAACCUGAAUACUACAAAACAGUUUUCCAAGUUGCGUCACACCCUCAUACCUCCCCGGCAGCCAAGCAGAUUGAAACUGAUCUCCUGCGCACAUUGCCCAACAACAAGCAUUAUGAGUGCAUAAGCGCAGAUGGCAUUCCAAAGCUCCGCCGCAUUUUGCUUGCUUUCAGUAUUUACAAUGCAGAUGUUGGAUACUGUCAGGGUUUGAACAGGAUAGUCGCAAUACUGUUGUUGUUCUUGUCUGAGGAAGAUGCCUUCUGGGGCUUAGUGUACAUCGUGGAGAAGCUGAUGCCUUCAGACUACUACGGCCCGCAGCUUGCAGGAGCUCAGAUCGAUCAGCGUGUACUGAAGGAUUUGAUAUCUGAAAAGUUGCCCCGUUUAGCAGCUCACUUGGCCUACUACAGUGUGGACAUCUCUCUAGUCACGUUCAAUUGGUUCUUAUGCAUAUUUGUUGACAGCCUUCCUGUGGACCUGUUUUUGCAACUCUGGGAUGCAUUUUUGUUUGAGGGCUCCAAGGUCCUGUUCCGCUAUGCACUGGCUGUGCUGAAGCUGAAUGAAACUGAAGUCCUGAAACAGACGGAUUAUGUGAGCAUUCUCACAACCCUGAAAAAUCGCGUGGAGAACAUUACAGAUAUUGACGAAGUCACUCGAGUGGCGUUCCAGGAUCUUAACCCUUUCUCCAUGAAGAUUAUCUCCCAGAAGAGGGAACAUCAUCGAAAAAGUCUGAAGGUAGAGUUCAAGAAGAUGGAGGCUGUGCGGAAGGAGUACCAGCAGAAACCAGUGGGAGAAUGUCCAGAUAGCAAUGGGAACAAGACAUGAUUCUUUUUUACUUAUAAUUCAUUACCAAUGUCGAAUAUUAGAAUGUGGCUGGUGCCAAAUAUAUUUUUAAAAAGUA